Acanthosepion pharaonis is the source of this 1086-nucleotide messenger RNA. NCBI's taxonomy places the organism in Eukaryota, Metazoa, Mollusca, Cephalopoda, Sepiida, Sepiidae. The record is from the annotation of a GenBank genome assembly.
AUGAUAAGCGUCAUUUUUUUCUUUCGCUCUCUAUUUCCGCCUAUUCUCUCUCUCUCUCUCUCUCUCUCUCUCUCUCUCUCUCUCUCUCUCUCUCUCUCUCUCUCUCUGUUACAUUCAUUGGUUUCAAAAUUUCUCCAUGUCACACGCACUACUUUCUCUCUCUUUCUCUCUCUCUCUCUUUCUCUCUCUCUCUUUCUUUCUCUCUCUAUUUCUAUCUCGCUCUGGUUUUCUCUCUCUCUCUAUUUCUCUCGCUUUCUUUCUCUCUCUUUCUCUUUUUUUCUUUCUUUCUCUCUCUCUCUCUAUUUCUCUCUCUCUCUUUCUUUCUCUCUCUAUUUCUAUCUCGCUCUGGUUUUCUCUCUCUCUAUUUCUCUCGCUUUCUGUCUCUCUCUCUUUCUCUUUUUCAAUCUUUCUUUCUUUCUCUCUCUCUAUUUCUCUCUCUUUCUUUCUCUCUCUAUUUCUAUCUCGCUCUGGUUUUCUCUCUCUCUAUUUCUCUCGCUUUCUUUCUCUCUCUUUCUCUUUUUCUCUCUCUCUCUCUCUUUUUCUCUAUAUAUUUCUCUCUCUCUCUCUUUCUUUCUCCCUCUAUUUCUAUCUCGCUCUGGUUUUCUCUCUCUCUAUUUCUCUCGCUUUCUUUCUUUCUUUCUCUCUCUCUUUCUUUCGCUCUUUUUCUCUCUUUCUUUCUCUCUCUCUAUUUCUCUUUCCUUUUCUCUCUCUCUCUCUUUCUUUCUUUCCGUGUCAAACGCGAAAAACCGCUGCAUUCACACAGAAACGCACAACUAUGAUAUACCAUCAUCUGUAACAGAUACACAGACUGGACGCACACUUUCUCCCUGUCACGCGCAUUGUUUUUUCUCUCUAUUCUAUCUUUCUCUCGUUCCAUCUUUACCUCUCUCUCUCUCUCCCUCCUUAUUUCCAUCUUCAUAUCUCUCUCUCUCUCUCUCUCUCUCUCGAUCUCCAUCUCUUUUCUGUUUCCAUCACUUUCUCUCCAACUCCAUCUCUCCAUUUCUAUCUCUUUCUCUAUUGCCAUCUCUCAAUUUCCCUCUCUCUAUAUAUAUUUAUAUCUCUCUCUAUCUCCAUCUCUCUCUCUAA